Rosa rugosa (rugosa rose) is the source of this 2510-nucleotide messenger RNA. RefSeq names its product serine/threonine-protein kinase SAPK2-like. NCBI's taxonomy places the organism in Eukaryota, Viridiplantae, Streptophyta, Magnoliopsida, Rosales, Rosaceae. Gene Ontology annotation, molecular function: ATP binding; protein serine/threonine kinase activity. The coding region runs from base 673 to 1647 and encodes 324 amino acids. Gene Ontology annotation, biological process: intracellular signal transduction; protein phosphorylation. The record is from RefSeq and is a predicted model, not a curated record. The transcript is spliced from 11 exons.
CCUUCCCCCGUGCUCUCUCUCUCUUCUGCAACUCUCUCUCUCUCUCUCUCUUCUGCAACUCUCUCUCUCUCCUCCUCCAGGCCACCUGAAGGCGUGCAACCGGCGUUGUUGGCUUCGUCUCCUCCUCCUCUCGACGCCUACGGUGGUAUCUCACGAAAACUUGGCCGAAAAACGACGAACCACGUCGUGGAAGUUACUGUAGCAAUGGGUCAACGCCGAGUUCUCCCAUUUACGGCCACGAAAGGUGACCAAACCAGGUUCUUUGGAAGCGCCUUGAACCGUACUUCACGCUCUCCAAACUUCUUCCAGCGAUUUGAAGCGUGGAGGAAGAAAGCAUAAUUGGAAAAUUUCACUGUACAAUCGGGUUGCUUGAUUGUUCGACCACUUCGAGGACGAGGUACCGACCCAUCGUUUGACGAGGAUCCUUACGCUUGGGUACCACGUUAGCUGUAUACUUCAAAUUACGGUGUGGCCCUCUGUCUCAGAUCCAAAACCUGCCCACAAAUUAACCUUCUUCCACUUGUCCUAAUUUCAUAAACCUCUCAAAGGGUUAGACAAUUCAUGCAAGUUGGUGUUUCAUUAUUCUCAACAACCAAAAAAAAAGUUGAGGAUCCUGAGGGAUAGAGUUGAUCAGUGAGUUGUACGUUGUUGUGCUUUGGAAUUUAGAGAUCUAUGGAGAGGUAUGAGAUUGUGAAAGAUAUUGGGUCUGGGACUUCUGGGGUAGCAAGGUUGGUAAGAGAUAUAUGUACCGGAGAACACUUUGCCGUUAAGUUCAUCGAGAGAGGCAACAAGAUCAAUGAAAAUGUACAAGAAGAAAUCAUGAACCACAGAUCCUUGAAGCAUCCCAAUAUUGUUCAAUUCAAAGAGGUCCUCCUGACACCAACUCAUCUAGCCAUUGUGAUGGAGUAUGCUGCUGGAGGAGAACUCUAUGAGAGAAUAUGCAAAGCCGGUAGAUUUAGAGAGAAUGAGGCAAGGUUUUUCUUCCAGCAAUUGAUAUCAGGAGUUGAUUACUGCCAUACAAUGAAAGUAUGUCAUAGAGACCUUAAGCUUGAAAAUGCACUCUUAGAUGACAGCACAGCACCUCGGGUGAAAAUAUGCGAUUUUGGAUCCUCAGAGUCACUACUACUACAUUCUUGGCAAAAAUCUACUGCGGGAACACCGGCUUAUAUUGCACCUGAGGUCCUAUCUGAAAAACAAUAUGAUGGAGCGAUUGCAGAUGUUUGGUCUUGUGGAGUCUCCCUAUAUGUCAUGAUUGUUGGAGCAUAUCCCUUUGAAGAUCCUAAAGACCCUAUGAACUUUAGAAAAACAAUUCUGCGGACCCUUACUGUAUACUACUCAAUCCCUGAUAAUGUACGAGUUUCUGUGGAAUGUAGAGACUUGCUCGCUAAGAUAUUUGUGGCAAACCCAGAAAAGAGAAUUACAAUUUCAGAAAUUAAGAACCACUGUUGGUUCUUGAAGAAUUUACCUAUGGAAAUGUGGGAAGGAGGAAGUUGGGAAAGCAAUGAUGUAAACCAUCCAUCCCAAAGCAUUGAAGAAGUCCAGUCUAUAAUACAAGAGGCAAGAAAACCUUUAAAGGUCCCAACUGUCAGUAGGCAUCUCCUUGGAAGCAGCAUGGCUAUUGAUGAUGCUGAAUUAAACAAGUGGUGAUUUUGUGUGCUCAAAUGUGAGCAGUUAAAGUGUACAUAUGACACAAACCAUGCAUACUUAUCCCUGUGAAAUUGGUCUGAUGCGUGGCUUGCUAGCUCUCACUGGCCAUUUUGUUUUGCUGUAUUGAUAAGGUUUUGUUAUUGUAAAAGUCAAGUUUUAUCUUUUCCUUGAGGGAUCCAAAGUUAAAGCCAUUUCUCCGUGUUCAUUGGCUGCGGCCUCUGACUGUUUUUGCGGUUGGUGAUGGGAGGAUCUUGGAUCCAUAUCAGGUCGUUGGUCCUCAGAUUGGGAUGCCCGAAGGAGGUUUGAUCUAUGGGGCGGCAUGGUCGUUGACUUCCAGAAAUAUUUGGAUGCCAGAUGAUGAUGGUGGAGGUUGGUCUGUUCCGGGCAGACUGGGUCGAGUGAUUUGGUCCUCUAGUAGUGACGGCGACAUUGAUGCUGACUGCUGGGAUACGUUUUGGCUUGCGUCGACUGGCUUUGAUGACUGGAGUGGCGGAUCUAAGCCGUUGGGCCUCUUGGGCUACUGAGUGGUGGUGGGCUUGGUUAUUUUGGGCCUACAUGAUUGUUCGAGUGUUAUUUGUUAUUUUAGUUUUUGGUUUCCAUCCUUUUAUACAAAAGGAUGACGAACCUAUUUUUUUCUUUAUUUGAGUGGGGAAGAUCGACAAGAAACAGGUAGCCUCGUAGGUUGUUUAUUGAUUAGUUUUUUGUUUUUGCGCUUAAUCAAAAAAGGUGAGUGUGCUAAGGCUUGUGUGCUCUAUGUAACAACUUCUACUGACGGCCCUCUGGGCAAGUUAUUAUUGUACUGCUUGCUAAAAUGCUUAAUGAGAUUGACUUUUUUAGAUCAAAAAAAAAAUAAUUUAUCUUUU